Molecule: messenger RNA, 735 nt
Organism: Hevea brasiliensis (rubber tree)
Lineage: Eukaryota; Viridiplantae; Streptophyta; Magnoliopsida; Malpighiales; Euphorbiaceae
Product: probable aquaporin TIP-type
Exons: 3
Coding region: 59-703 (214 amino acids)
Biological process (GO): transmembrane transport; water transport
Cellular component (GO): plant-type vacuole membrane
Molecular function (GO): water channel activity
Source: RefSeq, a predicted model, not a curated record
UAGAGCCAAAUCCAAUAGUGCAAUUUUCUCCAAGUGACUACUAAACUCGCUAGCACAAAUGGCGAGGAUGGCUUUUGGCAGUUUUGGAGACUUUUUCAGUAUUGGGUCCAUCAAGGCCUAUCUAUCUGAGUUAAUUGCCACUCUUCUUUUUGUAUUUGCUGCUGUUAGCUCAGCUAUUGCUUACAGCAAGCUUACAACAGAUGUAGCUCUAGACCCACCAGGGCCGGUGGCUGUGGCUGUGGCGGUGACCCAUGCUUUUGCCAAAGCAGCCAACAUCUCAGGCGGACACUUAAAUCCAGCUGUCACCUUUGGGUUGGCUAUCGGAGGCAACAUCACCAUCCUAACUGGCAUUUUCUAUUGCAUUGCCCAGUGCCUUGGCUCCAUUUUAGCCUGCCUUCUCCUAUAUUUCGUCACUAAUGGCAAGAGCGUCCCAAGCCAUGGAGUUGCUUCAGGCAUGAAUGCUUUUGAAGGAGUAGUAAUGGAGAUUGUCAUAACUUUCGGACCAGUGUACACAAUUUAUGCCACAGCCGCUGAACCCGAUAAGGAUAAUUUGGGAAUUAUGGCUCCCCUCGCAAUUGGGUUCGUAUUUGGAGCAAAUAUCUUAGCUAUCGGCCCAUUUAGUGGUGGCUCGAUGAAUCCGGCUAGUUCGUUCGGCCCAGCUGUGGUCAGUGGAGACUUCUCAGAGACUGGGUUGGCCCAUUAAUUGGUGGAGGGCUUGCUGGGCAUGUAUAUGGU